AUGGGCCGCGAUACAAGACGUCAGUACUCCUCCAGUCACCAAUGUUUUUGCAGCCUACCGUCGCGGGGCCUCCAUGUCGUCGUGACCAUUGCAGUGCUGCCUGUUGCUCCUCUCCUCCACGCCCGCCAGCGCCACUGCCCAAUUGUGCGACCUGGCGUUUGCGGAGCACACGUUGGCAGACCACCAGCAAAAGUCGCACUGCGGGGGAAAACCAAAAGAGCAAUGUCCAUGCUAAACAACGCUUCUCAUUGA
This is a messenger RNA of Bipolaris victoriae FI3, 252 nucleotides long. RefSeq lists its product as hypothetical. The record is from RefSeq and is a predicted model, not a curated record. Bases 1 to 252 code for a protein of 83 amino acids. NCBI's taxonomy places the organism in Eukaryota, Fungi, Ascomycota, Dothideomycetes, Pleosporales, Pleosporaceae. The transcript has 2 exons.